AGAGCAUUACCACACUGAUGAGAAGAAAAGGUGAAGGUGAUAUUUCAUCCACUGUUCCCAGUACAUCCUCUCCUUACCUGACCUCUGAAAUGGAGCCAUUGGCCUUGAAAAGCCUGGCGUCUAAAAUUAAUAUUCUUCUCCAUCUGACUAAGAAGGCAACAGCUGAGCAACAUGAGAUCAAGGAUGAUAUUAGUUUAAACAGGGGCUCAAAGUGGCAUUUGAGAGAGAGGAUACUUCCUUUCGGAGUGGACACUUGUCUUUUCAGAAGAAUUAUACCGGCGGAGAGUAAAGACCUUUCCCAGAGAAUUGUGUGGUCAUUUUGAACUCUGCAAAACUUCCCUUAUCUGCUGGAAAUUACACUCUGCACUUGAAGUGGUCCAAACCCUAGGAUGUCCUCCUAUACGUGUCAAGAGGAAGGCACGCUCAAAGCUCAUGAUUGCGUCUUAAUUUACAAAUCAGAGACGGAGGGAGAUGAAAACCACACUCCAGACAGUAACUUAAUCGGACUUACCACCAGGAUGUUAAAAGUGAAGAGGCUGGAAGAAAUGAACACAUGUUACAACAGUAACAAACUGGAGAAAAUGGCCUUUUUCCACUGCAUGGAAAAGGUUGAGAAAGUGAAAUGUUUUCUGGAAGAAAAUUCUAGCGAACAGGAUUCAAGAUCCGGAAAGAAUGAGGCUAAGGAGAAGACAUGGUCACACCAUGGCCCGAAGGAAACAGUACCUGUCAAAGGCAAAAGGACAUCCACUCUCACAGAGAGAUCUUCCCAGAAGAACCAGCCCUCCUCUGAGAAAGAAAAAGUUAAUAAACUCAACGAGAAAAAUUCUGAGAAGACCAAUGCCUCUCUAAUUCAGAGAAGUUUUGCCACAUUUCAUACAGAAAGACCACAAGACGAGAUAGAAGAUUUUGCUCUAAAAACUUCCAUAGAGCCGAGAGGAAAUGUAGACACAAGAGACAUUUUGAGUGCAAAGAGACUGAACAGACAAGAAGAUAAGAGUCCUGGAGAUGAUACACAAGCCACUGUGGAUAAGAAUGAAUGUCUAGUGUUCAAAGGAGAGAAAUGUGGGCUUCAUUCUAAAGAAGAUACUAGCAAAAGCAAAGUUGAAAUGAAAGAAGGACCAGCAAAUGAAACAGUGUUGGACAAGUGUGCAAAUAAAAAGCAGUGUGUUGAUAAAACUAACAGUGAUCAAUCCUGUGGAAGGUGUAUCAGCAAUGUAGAAGCCAUUUCUGCAUCACGAACCCCGGAAACCCCAGAAAUAGCACCCAUUUUCAAGAGUGCUGAGCAAGCGGAGCACACUGGCAGCAGCAAGAGGAGGGUGAUGGACGAGUGCUUCACCAAAGAGGACAACAAAAAAAGCAGAAUAGAUGUAGUGAGUCCAGGUGAAGGACACGCAUUUAGGACACAGGAAACCAGACAAGCCCGAGGAGGCUUCCAAGGCAAACCCCUGGAGUCCGCUGGAAGUAAGACCUCCAGGCAGCAAGAUCUGGUGACCCCAUUGGAUGAUGUCCCAGCUCCUCCUGCCCCAUUUAAUCACCGUAUCGUGACAGCCAAACAAGCAGCCGUCAACAGUUUUUAUACCGUGAGCAGAACGGAAAUUUUAGGAGGGGGGCGCUUUGGCCAGGUUCACAAGUGUGAGGAGAAAGCAACAGGUCUGAAGCUGGCGGCCAAGAUCAUCAAGACCAGAGGCACAAAGGAUAAGGAUGAAGUGAAGAACGAGAUCAACAUCAUGAACCAGCUGGAUCACGUGAACCUCAUUCAGCUUUACGAUGCCUUUGAGUCUAAGAAUGACAUUGUCCUGGUCAUGGAGUAUGUGGAUGGAGGGGAGCUGUUCGAUCGCAUCAUCGAUGACAACUACAAUCUGACCGAGUUUGACACCAUCCUGUUCAUCAAGCAGAUAUGUGAGGGCAUAAGACACAUGCAUCAGAUGUACAUUCUCCAUUUGGAUCUGAAGCCUGAGAAUAUCCUGUGUGUGAAUCGGGAUGCUAAGCAAAUAAAAAUUAUUGAUUUUGGAUUGGCCAGAAGAUACAAACCCAGAGAGAAGCUGAAGGUGAACUUUGGAACUCCAGAAUUCCUUGCCCCUGAAGUCGUGAACUAUGAUUUUGUUUCCUUUCCCACUGACAUGUGGAGUGUGGGCGUCAUUGCCUAUAUGCUGCUUAGUGGUUUGUCCCCCUUCCUGGGUGAUAACGAUGCUGAGACCCUGAACAACAUCCUGGCCUGCAGGUGGGACUUAGAGGAUGAAGAGUUUCAGGACAUCUCCGAGGAGGCCAGGGAGUUUAUCUCCAAGCUUCUGAUUAAGGAGAAGAGUUGGAGAAUAAGUGCAAGCGAAGCGCUCAAGCAUCCUUGGCUGUCAGACCACAAGCUCCACUCAAGACUCACCACACAGAGGAAGAAGAAUUGCUGCUCGAAUGCAAAGGACCUUGUGACCAAAUAGUCCAUGGAAGGCACCCAUUUGAAAGGAAAACUGCUGCGGUUGCUGCUGCUUUGGGAAGAUUUUUGGAAAAAUCAGCAGUUCUGAUGCCUUGACCCCAAUGAUGACGGGUGGCGAUGGGGGUGGGGGAGCCGCUGCACUUGAACUCCGAGCGCCUGCUUAAGGCCGAUGCCUAGUGUCGUGUCCCGGGGAUGCAGACAAGCCCCGGAACCCUUUGCUCACAUCCCUACACCCCGUGAUAGUCCACAUUUGGGAAGAUGUUUCCCUGACAUCUUGAGUUUCCAAUGCUUUUGAUUUUAGUCACUGGGAUGAGGGACGCAUUAUUCUUGCUCAUCCUCAGCUACUAGAGCAAUCGGACUGAAGAUGUCUUUGAGACAUUUAAACCUGGAGGAGGAUACAUUUAGAGGCAGAAAACUGCUUUCGGUCCUUAAACUAUGCCUUUCAAAGAGGUGACCAUAUUGCCAGAAGAAAAUUCUGUCUUUUGCACCCUUGAACACUUGGUUUCUUGGACUUCAUUAUUUUGAUUGGGUCUGAAAUCAGGUGAAUCCAAUUGAUAAAUAAUUUGCUUUCUGGAACUCAAGCUGUUUUUGAAUCCCGAGGCAAGAGGCAUCAGGCAUCCUACCUUCCACUUAUUCUGAACUUUUCUCCCAGUUCAUCCGUUUCUUCCGAGCAGCGAGUCUACUUUCAAAUGAGUGACGUGCACUUCACAAGGCAGCCCCGCUCUCUUCUGAUUGAACAUUCACGUGCAAGAAGUGCACUAGUUUUCACAAGUGGAGCAAGAGGUGUCUGCUGACAGUUAGUCCUAGAAUUACGACCUUUGGGACGAUGGUAACAGUCUCGAGGGCUUGGCCCGAGCUGCGAUGUCAACGAGCGAUGGGUCAUGAGCAUCCUAAGGCAGGGCGGCCCUUCGCCUCCGGUGUUGAAAUGAUUUUGGAAAUAGCGUUCAGGUUUCUGGGUCAACUCCAACAUUUUUGAAGACCAACCAUCUCACCUCUGCAUAGUCUUGCAUGGCUCAGUGGUUGUGAAGAGAGGAACAUUCAGAAACCGGGAGGUGAGGAGGACACUCCUGCUUACCCCUUGGAUAUGAGGAUGACUUCCAGUUGGAAGCUUCUUCUUGUUCCUGAGCUCAUGCGCCAUUUCAUUACAGAUUUCUAAUAAUGGAGAUGAGUCCUACCAUAUGUAGCACAGAAAGGCACAGGGCGUCUCAAGAGUGAAACGUGUGUGUCCUUUCUUUAUGAAGAAGGGGCCGUGCAAAGCCACACUAAACUCCUGUCACACCUCGAGCACCACACUCACCAUUCAGCUUCUUUAGCUUUCCUCCUAUUUCCCAUUUCCAAAUAACUCCUGUGUUAAGAUUAACUGUAAGAAUGUCUUUAUUUUUGGCUGUAAAUGACUCGAGGCUGGGGCAGUCACAGUAGCAGUGACAGGUAAGGAGAAUGCCUUCAUGGCCGUAUUAGGGAGGGCAGUUUGAAUUGGCAUGGCUUUUCUCCAUUAUUGCUCAGACCCGCCUAGUGGAUCCUUCUGGCAUGCCCGUGAAGAACUGUAUGUGCAAUGUUCUUAUUCUCAUGUGCAAGGUAAAAGGGAAGUAGAGACAGAAGAAAAUGUGUAAUUUAGUUCAGACCACAUGCCAAUUUAGCGGUCAUGCUAGCUAUAAAACUGACCCCUUUCUAGCUUUGCUCUUACAUUAUGAUGCAUUUCUUUUUUCCUUUGGCCUAUGCAUUUAUCCAAGGUUGGUUUUCUCCUGUUCCUGUUAUGUGACUAUGCUUAAAAUGUUUAAUUUGGUUUCCUUAAAAAAAACACACAUAUAAAAAAACACACACACACACACAACAAAGCCCUGUGACUGAAGUGUUCUAUUACUGUGCUAUCUUUAGCUGAUGGUAUUCAUCGAGUCUGGAAAAAUACAAGCCAGUGCAUGCAUUAAUACUCAGACCGCAGAGAGCUGGCAUUCACUCAAAUGCUAAAUAAGACGCAAGGGUCUGAUUUGAAACCCCUCAUGGAAGGGCGUUUUCUAUCCUGCGGUGUGGAAUCUCUACCAGAUAGAGCAGGAGGUCUUUUGCAUCAGCUCCCAUUCUGACUCACGUUGGCAGAGAAACGUUUACCAGACCCCAACACACAUGGGAGAGGCAGCUUAGGCCGAUGAAGGAAUGAUAGCUUUGUCAGAUUAAUCCACUAAUCACCCUGCAGUCAGUGGGUGUGAUUUCUUUUUAAAACUGGUUUAGAAAGGAGACUCUACUUUCAAAACGGGUCUCCUUUGAAUUUGGAGUUAAAUUUCCACAUUUGGAUGGGGAGGCAUCCCCAUGCCAGCAGGGCGCCUUUUAUGUGAGAGCUGAGGAUAGUUUGCAUUGCAGAGUUGAUUAUUACAGUCUAGAGUUACAGCGAAAUGGGAGCAUUUCGGUCUCCUGCUCAUCCUGUUCCCUCCCUCCACACCCAUGUGGGGCUGCUCCAGCGAGGACUGCUAACUUGGUCGAUUGCCACUCUGAUGGGAAAGAGGGCUUUGCACAGCGGAGGAAUCCAGCCAGAUGCAAGCAUGGACCAGAGAAGCCGAGUCUGGCUAGACGAGGGCUAUUGUGAUUAACUUUUCCAGGAAGUCAUCAGGACUGGAUAGCCUGCAUUGCUCCUCCACCCUCCUAAUGGGCCUUAUGGCUUCAAGUCGCUUGCAUUAGGAGUAGCCCUUUCUUUAGAAAAAGGUGGAAUUCAGCACUGAUGUGGCACGUCCCACUGCCUGCAGAGAGAUAAACCCCACGAGGGAGUCAAGAAAAACCAUGCCCCCAUUUGUAAUUUGUAAGAUACCAACACUUCCCCAGAACCUGUUGCUAUUUAGCAAUCAGGGAGAAGAGAGCUCAUGCCCCCGUCGGUGACAUGGAAACGUCUGCAAAGGAUUCUCACCUGAAUUAACCUUGGGGAAAGAUUUCUAGGUUGAAACUGGGUAAUUCUCAUGUUUGUUUUUAGUCUGCCUUGGUAUAUUUUGCUUUCUUUCCUCGAAAAUGUAAAUAGGCAUGCUGCUUUGUUGUGGCCUACUUUGACAUGAAUGUGUUUUGGAAGAUGAGUGAAUUACUACAUUUUCACCGUUUCUAAGGAUAUUAGCAUAGCAAAACUUUUUCGUGUUUUAAAAAUCAAAAUACGUAUUUGAUAUUAGGGAAAUGAGGGUCUUAUUCUUGAUUUCAUUCCUUUCUUCUUCCUUCUGCUCCCACUACCCCUACUCUAGACAUGAGGCAAAUGGUGUCAGGAUGCAUACAUGAUACAUGUGUUUGUUCAGUUUGGAUGACAGGCCAGCUGAAGGAACCUCAUUUGGGAAGUCCAUCUGUGCGAGUGUGCCAAGAGGGUGAGGCAGGUGUCUGUUCCCUGGCCAUUUCAGUGUGGGUGCAGGCUGUGCCUUCACUGCGGCUCACUUCUCAACAGCCAUGAUGCUGCCUAUUUUGCUUUUGCUUUAUCUUUUUUAUUUUUAUUUUUUAUUUUUUUGCUUCUUUCUCUUUUUCUUCUGUUAGAAUUAAAGUCCAUCUUCUUAUCCAUCACAGUGCUCCCCUAAAGCCUUUUUGGGAUAAAAAUGAUAUUUCCAAAAGGCAAAUUGCUUGCUGUCCUAAAGGAAGCUUGAAGCUGGACUAUUAGACUAUUAGGUGCUUGCGUCCUGGAUGAAGGCGCCCUCCUUGCCUAGCAUGAGGUCAAUAGUUUCUCCCCGUAGAAGUUCUACAUACGUCUCGGAGCUCCAUUUAGUCAGGUGUGCUUUCCAUAAGUGAUCUUUAUGUGGGUAGUUUCACCUUCCAUGAAGGCUUAUAACUCAACAACCACUUAUUCAAAAGAGCAAAAAACAUCUAAUACCUGAGUGUUCCUACCUUGAAUUGUAUGUGUUUUGUAGUUGUCCCAGCUGAUAGAUGUCAGUGAGUCCUUUUGAUGAGGUUUAGGGGUGUAGAUAAGAAAUAAAAAUGGAUUCAUAAUAUGGUGAUUGCAUAUGUCAUGUAUAUUUUUUAUUUCUGAACAUAGUCUCAUUCAGCUGUAUUUCUUUGCCUUAUGAAGAUGUAUAACAGUCACAUAUGUGUAUUAUACUGAAGAAUAAACACGGACCUUAUUUAUCCUUUG
This is a messenger RNA of Canis lupus familiaris (dog), 6506 nucleotides long. It is a transcript of the gene MYLK4, whose product is annotated as myosin light chain kinase family member 4. Lineage: Eukaryota; Metazoa; Chordata; Mammalia; Carnivora; Canidae. The record is from RefSeq and is a predicted model, not a curated record. Gene Ontology annotation, molecular function: ATP binding; protein serine/threonine kinase activity. The transcript has 15 exons. Gene Ontology annotation, biological process: protein phosphorylation; intracellular signal transduction; positive regulation of apoptotic process. Gene Ontology annotation, cellular component: cytoplasm; nucleus. The coding region runs from base 390 to 2432 and encodes 680 amino acids.